CGCCUCUGACUGUUCAAGGAACGUAGCCAGUGCUUCAGAUUGUUGUUAGCGGUUUUGCUAUCACGAGCCGUUCUUUUUCCAGACAUUUCAAUUGAAGAUUGUACCAUCAACUUCGAACAGCUUUGAAGAUAAGUCUUCGUGCAAGUUUUUGUGAAAUCAACUAACUGUAUCCGACUACAUUUGUGCGACGAGUUGGUGUUGGCGGUGGUCUUGCGAGCCCCUUUGAGUAUGAGUAUACAAUGAAGCGGCGCUUGGAGGAACAGGAAACGGUAUUUGCGUCUCAGCAGCGUCGUCUCCCAGUCCCAGGCACCGCAGAAGCUUUCCAGCACAGAGUCCUAGCCCCAGCCCCAGCUACAUACGAGGCAGUCUCAGACAACAUGCAGCCUUCCACUGGCAUCCAGUACUCAAUUCCCCAGGGCUAUCAGGUUCCUACCAUGCCCCAGAGUUCCAGUGGACACGGACAUGCCAACAGUCCUGCCGCACAUGUAGGGCCUCAUCCCCACAGCCCAGCAGUCCAAUCCCAAGGGCCUGCAGUGGUCCAAAGCCACACUCACCCCCCUGCCCCCAUGGCUGCAUCACAGGGACAGCAGCAGUUUCAAAGACUGAAGGUUGAAGAUGCUCUGUCCUAUCUGGAUCAAGUAAAAUUGCAGUUUGGGAAUCAGCCUCAAGUUUAUAAUGACUUCCUUGAUAUCAUGAAGGAGUUUAAGUCCCAGAGUAUUGAUACUCCAGGAGUGAUAGGCAGAGUAUCCCAGCUCUUCAAGGGACACUCUGAUCUCAUCAUGGGCUUCAACACUUUCCUGCCACCGGGCUUUAAGAUUGAGGUCCAGACCAAUGACCUGGUCAAUGUAACCACACCGGGUCAGAUCCACUACAUCACACCCCAUGGGAUCUCAGUCCAAAACAUUCCUGUGACAGGACCUCCCAGUCAGCCAGUGCCCCAUCACCAGGCCCUACCACAACCUGGGCCUCCCACCUCUGCUGCCCCAGCACUGCCCUCUCAGCCAACACCAGCCAAGACGAGCAAGCCGAUUCAGUCUCCAGCUCUAACCCCAACCAGCCAGCCCAACCCAUCUAUCCCUUCAUAUGCCUCCCCUCGCUCCCCCUCAGUCCAGUCUCACACACCAGUGAGCAGCACACCCUCCAGUGGCCCACCUCUGCAAAACAACCAGCCUGUUGAGUUCAACCAUGCCAUCAAUUACGUAAACAAGAUAAAAAACCGUUUCCAGGGCCAGCCCGACAUCUAUAAAGCUUUCCUGGAAAUCCUGCACACUUACCAGGUCAGAACAAAGGAGCAGCGCAAUGCUAAAGAAGCAGGGGGAAACUACACUCCAGCGCUAACAGAGCAGGAGGUCUACGCUCAGGUAGCAAGACUUUUCAAGAACCAGGACGACCUGCUGUCAGAAUUUGGCCAAUUCUUACCAGAUGCAAACAGUUCAGUGCUUUUGAGCAAGACCACAGCAGACCGGGCAGAAUCUGUGCGCAACGACCAUGGGGGGACCGUUAAGAGACCCUUACUGAAUAAUAAGCAGAGGCUUAAUCAGAAUGGCCUUCCAAUCCGGAGGCACUCUGGAGUGGGUGCCACGCCCCCAGUCAAGAAGAAACCCAAGUUGAUGGGGAAAGAUCAUGCCACGGCAGAAGUCGGCAAACAUAGUUGUGGCACCGAGUCUCUCUUCUUUGAAAAGGUGAGGAAAGCCCUCCGGAGCUCCGAGGCCUACGACAACUUCCUGCGAUGUCUGCUCAUCUUCAACCAGGAAGUGAUCUCUCGGGCAGAAUUGGUUCAGCUUGUGAUACCAUUCCUGGGAAAAUUCCCGGAACUGUUCACUUGGUUCAAGAACUUCUUGGGCUACAGAGAGUCCACACACAUCGAGAGCUUUCCCAAAGAAAGAGCAACCGAGGGCAUUGCAAUGGAGAUUGACUAUGCUUCUUGUAAGAGGCUGGGCUCUAGCUACAGGGCACUGCCUAAGAGCUACCAGCAACCCAAGUGCACAGGGAGGACUCCACUGUGCAAGGAGGUUCUCAACGAUACUUGGGUGUCCUUCCCUUCAUGGUCGGAGGACUCUACCUUCGUCAGUUCCAAGAAGACUCAAUACGAGGAGCAUAUUUACAGAUGUGAAGAUGAGCGUUUUGAGCUGGAUGUUGUGCUGGAGACUAACCUGGCCACCAUCCGAGCCUUGGAGACAGUACAGAAGAGAAUCUCGCGCAUGUCUGCUGAAGAGCAGAUCAAGUUCAGGCUGGACAACUCCAUGGGUGGCUGCUCAGAGGUCAUCCACCGCAAAGCCAUCCAGAGGAUAUAUGGGGACAAGGCGUCCGACAUCAUUGAUGGCCUCAAAAGGAACCCAGCUGUCUCCGUCCCCAUUGUGCUCAAGAGGUUGAAGAUGAAAGAGGAGGAGUGGCGUGAAGCUCAGAGAGGUUUUAACAAGAUCUGGAGGGAGCAGAACGAGAAGUAUUACCUGAAGUCUCUUGACCAUCAAGGCAUUAACUUCAAACAGAAUGACACCAAGGUCUUUCGCUCAAAGACCUUACUCAAUGAAAUUGAGACAAUAUAUGAUGAGUUGGACCAACCUUUUUGUGUCCCACAGCGCCAGGAGCAAGCAUCUGAAGACGCAGCCACCCCACCCAACGGCCCCCACAUGACCUUGACCUACGAGGACAGUCAGAUCUUGGAGGAUGCCGCUGCUCUCAUCAUCCACCAUGUCAAGAGGCAGGUGGGGAUCCAGAAAGAAGACAAGUACAAGAUCAAACAGAUCAUCCACCACUUCAUCCCUGACAUGCUGUUCUCCAGACGUGGGGAGCUUUCUGAUGUAGAGGAAGAGGAAGAUGAAGACGAGGAAGAUGACGCAGAGAUGGAGGAAGAUGGUGCAAAGAAGCACAAUGGGCUACCAGGCAGUAGCUCCGGAAAGUCUAAGCUUCUGUUCAACAACACAGGUGCCCAGAAGUUGCGAGGGCUGGAUGAUGCCUACAACCUGUACUACGUCAACAACAACUGGUAUAUCUUCCUGCGUCUGCACCAAAUCCUUUGCUCCCGCUUGCUGCGCAUCUAUGGCCAGGCCGAGAGACAGAUCGAAGAGGACUGUCGAGAGAGAGAGUGGGAAAGGGAGAUCCUUGGCGUCAAACGGGAUAAAAAUGAGAAUCCUGCCAUCCAGCUCCGACUGAAGGAGCCUAUGGACAUUGACGUGGAUGACUACUACUCAGCCUUCUUAGAGAUGGUGCGAAACCUUCUGGACGGUAAUAUGGAACCGGCUCAGUAUGAAGACUCCCUGAGGGAGAUGUUUACCAUCCACGCCUACAUCGCAUUUACCAUGGACAAGCUCAUCCAGAGUAUUGUCCGGCAGCUCCAGCACAUUGUGAGUGAUGAUGUUUGUGUACGGGUGACUGACCUCUACCUGAGCGAAAGUGCCAACAAGGCCACCGGAGGCAGUCUGUCCACCCAGGCUUCCAGGACCACUGUUGAGGGGGCUUACCAACGCAAAGCAGAGCAGCUCAUGGCCGAUGAAAACUGCUUCAAGCUGAUAUUUGUGAAGAGUCGAGCAAGUGUUAACCUGUCCGUAGAGCUGCUGGACACGGAAGAGGAUAACUCUGAUGAGCCUGCUGAUGCAGAGCGGUGGUCGGACUAUGUGGGAAGAUACCUGAACUCAGACUCGGCGUCUCCAGAGCUGCGUGAACACCUGGCCCAGAAGCCUGUGUUCCUCCCCAGAAAUCUCCGUCGGAUUAGGAAAUGCCAGAGGGGUUGGGAACAACUUCAGCAAGAGAAGAUGACAAAGGGCAUAUCUGACAAGUCCCAGGACAGCACUGAGGACCUGAAAAUGGAGUGCAUGUUCAAGCUGAACUCUUACAAGAUGGUGUAUGUCUUCAAAUCGGAGGACUACAUGUACAGACGCACUGCAUUGACACGAGCUCACCAGUCACACCAACGAGUGAACACUCGCCUGCAUAGACGCUUCCAAGCCUGGGUGGACACUUGGGCAAAGGAGCAUGUAACCAGCGAAAUGGUUGCACACAACCGCAAGUGGCUGAUGGGAGAAGGGCGGGACGGUCUGCUGCCUUGCACUACAACCUGCAAUCCCGAGAUCCUCCAUUACCUGAACAUCAACAAGUACCGUGUGAAGUAUGGAGCACCAUAACCACCCAUUCAUCCUUGUAUAGUAUCACUUAUCAUUGUCAGAAAAAAUCCAUGUGUCAGCAAGUAUUUGAUGCCGCCGACUGGGAAAAGUAAUAUAGUUGAUGAUUUUAUUUGGACUUAGAAGAUUGGUCUACUUCUGCUUGACUAAACGCCAAAUUUUGGGGGCUGCCACUUUUCCAUUAAUUCUUAAUCUCCCAAUAUCCGCACCUGCUUUUAAUUGUGCACUUCUGAAAAUAGCUGCAUUGUUGGGACUAUGAACCGUAAAAGGACAUGAGUAAUUGGAAUCUGUUGAGUUUGAAUUUGAUCUUCCAUUGUAAGCAGAUGUAGAUUAUGAUUGUAAGAAAACUUGAGCAUAUAGCAUGCCAUGGACGUUUGUUGUCAAAUUUCAUCAUACAAAUUGAACUGCUCACUAAAAAAGUGUUUUUUUUCUAAGUAAUUGGACAUUCUGUAGCAGUAUUUGUGGUUUUUAUAAUGACCACUCAUCCCAACAAAUAAUUGAGUAAAAAACAAACAAAGCAAGUGUCACCAUUUGCGUGAUAGGAAGAACACAAAUACAAGGAGGGUUUUGAUCUCAAACUGUAAAGUUGUACAGGCUGUGAAUGUUCUUUCCCUGUGGUGCAGGCCUGUGUGGACUAUAUAUUGGCAAACAUCUCUGGCAUCAUUGUUAUGGAAAUUGUGCACACACAAAAAAAAUUACUUUGGUAGUACACCAGCUAGUCCAGCUCAGUAACAUCCAGCUGCAUACACACUGUCCACCUUCUGUAAAUAGCUUGUUUAUAGUUGUCUUUUUUAUUACAUUGAUGUGUAGCGUACUUUAACAAACUUAGUAUAAACCUUAGGUAGAAGUUGCAGAAAAGAAGUAUAUUGCAAACAUUUUAAUGAUGGUUUUUACCAAAGGAUGUUUAUUAGGCGUUUCCUUUGUGUUCUGUUAUCGUGUUUUGUAGUACAAGCCUUUCUAAGCAUAGCUAAGUCUUUUCAUCUUGAAAUCAGCAAUUGGAUCAGUUUCAAGACUGUUGUGUUACUGAAACAUUGGCUUAAAAUCUCACUCAGACUUUCUGAACAAUGAAUGUAGCCAUCAAACAAUUCAUGCUUUUCAGUGUAGAUGUUAGUUCUGAAAAUCUGGUAAAUAGGUCUUUACCUGCAUAACAAUGCUCUUUUCAGUCUCUGAUUUGAGAUGGAUCUUCCUUAAAAGUUGCUGUUGGUUAUGGCCCCUGUUCCUUUAAACAUUGUGAUUGAGAAACUGGUGGGUUUUCAGCAUGUAAAAAGAACCUUCACUAUAAUGGACUACAACAUGGUAAACACAGGAACAUUUGUCUUCUUACACCUUCGACAGUGUGUGUUGACAAUAAAUUAUGUUCCAAUUGCAAAAUGGUUGCAGUAUCAACUGAAUUAUUUGACAUUAUAGUUUCCUAAAGUCUAGCCAAGAGUAUAAAUUGUUUAAAUUGUCACAUAAUUAUUAUGUGAUUGUUAACCAUAUAACCUCUACAGAGUCCUAAAACAACAACCAAGCAAUAAAUGCAAAAUGCUUUAUGGCAAGCUUUUGUUUUGUAUAAUACAAAUAUGAAUGUUUUCUCUCAAAUGUUUCUAGUGACAAGGAUUUAUUUUAAUUUCUUUUAUUUUUAAAGUUUGAUGCAAACAUCAACCAACACAAGGUUGCCCCUUAAUGGAUUUCUUACUAACAUAUUGCACAUCUUAUGUCCCAUGUGAACCAACCAAUGAAUCCAGUACUUUUGUCUGGUACCAGAUGUCAAUUUGGACCUCAAUUCACAUGACAAAUUAGGCACUAGGCCUAUAUGAGAAAGGAACAAUGGACUAGACCACUCAGCUAUCAUCUGACCAACCAAGUGAACUCUCAAAAGUAGACUGUACUUUUAAAUCUCCAAUUCAAUUACUAGGAGAGCAGAGAAAUAUAAGACCCUCACCUUCCACUCUAAAUGAAGUGUUUUUCAACAGUUUCAAGAAAUCCUUGUGUAUAAAUCAGCUCUGUCAGCACUGUAACCAGCUACAGACAAUCUUGGAACCGUUUAUAUCUUAGGACUGGUUUUUAUUUUUAUAUAUUUACUGUGUCGAUACAUUGAAAUACAGGAUAACUACCGGGCAGCUGGAUUGUACAUAAACACAAAGACUGCAUUUGUAACCCAUUUACCGUGUCUCUUUACCACCUCUUUUCUUGACUUCUAUGAUGUUGUAUACUUUAGUGUAGUAUGGUGUUUGGCAUUAAACUAUCCUUUGAAUAGAUACACA
This is a messenger RNA of Osmerus eperlanus (European smelt), 6364 nucleotides long. RefSeq names its product paired amphipathic helix protein Sin3a-like. The transcript has 21 exons. The record is from RefSeq and is a predicted model, not a curated record. Gene Ontology annotation, molecular function: transcription corepressor activity. Bases 240 to 4121 code for a protein of 1293 amino acids. Gene Ontology annotation, cellular component: Sin3-type complex; chromatin. Gene Ontology annotation, biological process: negative regulation of transcription by RNA polymerase II. NCBI's taxonomy places the organism in Eukaryota, Metazoa, Chordata, Actinopteri, Osmeriformes, Osmeridae.